Molecule: messenger RNA, 375 nt
Organism: Helianthus annuus (common sunflower)
Lineage: Eukaryota; Viridiplantae; Streptophyta; Magnoliopsida; Asterales; Asteraceae
Product: leucine-rich repeat extensin-like protein 2
Exons: 1
Coding region: 1-375 (124 amino acids)
Source: RefSeq, a predicted model, not a curated record
AUGGAUAUGGACGAGGAUCCAGAUCCAGAGCCUGUCGAGCCACCAACUGGGACGCCCACGCAUCCCAUAGAGAUUUCAGACGAAUCAUCUUUCCAUGGUUCGCCUUAUAGAGGUCCCGACCCUUUUGCCCAAUGGUGGAGUAAUUACAAUUGGGAGUACACACCUUCCCACCACUCAUCACCACACCAACAGGUACCCUCAGAGGACCCACAUUUUGAGGCGGUCACACCACCACCACCGCCGCCGCCAGAACAGCAACCACCUCCUGAACCACCGAGGCGAAGAAGAUCAGGUGAACGGAUGUCCGUGCGAGGGGGAUUCCACUUCAGCACCCCCCCAACACAGCUGCAACAGCCACUACCCGCUGCUGUGUGA